Messenger RNA from Didymodactylos carnosus, 1883 nucleotides. The record is from the annotation of a GenBank genome assembly. Lineage: Eukaryota; Metazoa; Rotifera; Eurotatoria; Philodinida; Philodinidae.
AAAAAAUAUGCUGCUCAAUCACAGGUUUGAGUUUAGAAUUUUUCUAUUUUGAUUCAAAUUUGAGAUUUUAAACAUGAUUAAGUAGAAAGAAUAUAAUUAAGUAGGUGUUUUUUAGGAUUUUAUAUCAAGAAGUAGUCUAGUCACAUUCAUUCUCUUCUUAACUGAAUUUGAUUUUUUACUAUUUUUUUUCUUCUUCAAAUUAAUAAUGCUCCAGUUAUCACAUAUUUCUCUCUUGUUAGGCAAGAACACGUGAACGCCUCGUUGCACUGAUGUAUGCAUGUGGUAAACAAGUUGGUUUAUCACGAUUACCUUUAAAUAGAAGUGCUAGUGUUGUAUUCAGUCAAGCAAGUGAUUUAGCUGAACAACCAAAUCUUCCCGGUAGUUUACCUUCAUCGAGUAAAGAAUCUAUGAAUUCAGAAAAUGUUGAACAAACAUUUAUAUCAAAACAAUUUGAUUUUCUGAAUGAUGAGGAUUCUGUAUCAGUUAUGUUUCCAAUAACAACAAAUACAACCGAUUUUGGUGAAGAAGAUGACGGACCAUUUGAUGAUGGACACGAAGCACAUUUACCACCGGAUACAGAGCCUCGACGAAGUAUCAGUAAUACAUUACGAAGUUUAUCAACAGAAUGGUUGGAUCCUUAUCGAAUAAAAUCAAAAAUUCGAGGAAAAAUACCAUUUAUGCAGCACAAACAUAGUACAAGUGAUACAAAUCAUAAAGAACUUGCUGAUAUUAAUCCAAGAACGAUGAAUAUGGAUGAGUUUACAUCCUUAGAGCAACAACAUCGUCAACGAAAUGGUGAAUCCGUAAUGUCUGAAGAUACACCCGAUACUUCAAUUCAUAAUAUGGGGAUAUUAAAUGUGAUGACGAUAAGUAAUGAUGAUAUUGAAGAUUCAUGGCGACAACAUGCAAAAAUCGUUAUUGAUGACAUAAAUGCUGCCGAUAGUGUUAAAACAUUUAUUUUAUUUCGAAAACUAUUUAAAGAAACACGUCGACGAUUAUCAAUUCUUGUGCAUGAAGCAUGCCAUUUCAAUAUGCUUGAUAUGGUAAUGGAAAAACUCGAUUGUUCACUAGUAUUUGUUGAUCCGGAUAUUAUGAGUACAUAUCAAUUAUUAACAAAACACUGUUUAAUUGUUGUUGAAAUGAAUGAAAAUUAUAUUAAUUAUUUGGCAAAAAAAGCGGUGGCCAUCGAUUGUCUUGACUCUGUUAAAGCUAAUUUAAAACUUCAGUCUUUAGGUGAAAUUGUUUAUAAAACAAAUGAUAAUUUUGCAUGUCAUGAACAAAAAUUACAUAUGUGUAAACAUUUGUAUAAUAUGUUUUUUCAAAUUAUUACAUUAGCUGAAAGUUUUUCAAAAUUAAUUAAUAAUUUAUCAUCUGUAGCACGAGAUUUAACAUCAACAAAUAUAAUUAAUUUAUCAACUGAAUUUUCAACAGCUCUCAAUGGAUUACAUGAUUUUCUACAAGAUAUUAAAUGUGGUAAAGAAGAUCAACCAACAAUAGAAACAAAUUUAUUACCUAGUCCUGAAACAGCUUAUGCAUAUGUAUUUCAAUGUGUUCAUGCUGCACAUUAUUCAAAUUGCAUUAAAUAUUUAAGAUCAGCAAAAUCUCUUUGGCCUGAAGAAUUUGGUUAUGAGGAAAAUAGUGAAACAGAUGUGGCUCUUGCAAUUUAUUAUCAAUCAUUUAAACAGCAUUCAUCAGCAAAUAUUCUUGUUAUUAUUCAACAAAAUCCAUCAAUUACUGAUGUUUGUCAUAAAUUGUAUGAAUUAAAUCUUCGAACGUUUUCUUCAUUUCAAGAACUUGAUUUAUCAACAAGUAACACGAAACGAGACUUAUCUACAACAACAACAACUACAGCCACUUCUUCUAACACUCAUUUUGAAAUAUAA